Molecule: messenger RNA, 1717 nt
Organism: Papilio polytes (common Mormon)
Lineage: Eukaryota; Metazoa; Arthropoda; Insecta; Lepidoptera; Papilionidae
Product: acetylcholinesterase-like
Exons: 3
Coding region: 38-1642 (534 amino acids)
Source: RefSeq, a predicted model, not a curated record
UACAUCCAAGGCACAGUUCUAUUGAAUUUCUGAUAGAAUGAAAGUGGUCUUCGUGUGUUUGUUAUUACUGUAUACAGUAUGGGCGUUACCUAGGGUAGACCCACUCGUGGAGACUAAGAAAGGGUUGAUAAGAGGGUUGCAAGCAACUGAUGGUGAUUAUUCAAUGUUCCUAGGCAUACCUUUUGCUAAAGUUAAUGCUAGUAAUCCAUUUGGGCCAUCUCUCCCAUACCCGGAUUUCGAUGACGUGUUCGAAGCUAACGACGACACCGCCAUCUGUCCGCAAAGAGAAGAAUUCAACAAUCAAUUAGUUGGAACCUUAGAUUGUCUACACUUAAACGUAUACGUCCCUAACAAAGCUACAACAAGGAACAAACUCCCUGUCCUCGUAUGGAUAUACGGAGGUGGAUUUACCAUCGGUUUCGCAGGUCGUUUCGUCCACGGCCCAAAAUACUUAGUAAAACAAGACAUUAUUCUAGUCACAUUAAACUAUAGAUUAGGGCCAUACGGUUUCAUGUGUUUAGACACUCCUGAAGUACCUGGUAACCAAGGAUUAAAGGAUCAACUAAGCGCUUUACGCUGGGUGAAACAAAACAUAGAUUCAUUCGGUGGAGAUGCUAACAAAAUUACAAUCUUCGGUGAAAGCGCUGGAGGCGUGUCUGUCGACUACCAUCUUCUUUCUGAACAAGAGAAACUAUUCAAUCAAGUCAUAUUGCAAAGUGGUACAGCACAAUGCCCUUGGGCUGUAGCAGAUUCUGAUAGAAGUACACCAUUAGCGCUCGCAAAACGCCUGGGUCUAGAUACGGACGACGUAGAGGAUGCUUUGAAAUUCCUAGCCACUGUCGAACCUAACCUAGUAGUAGCCGCUUCCUUAGAAAUACCAAAUAGGUUUGUGCCUUGCAUAGAAAAAGAUAUAGGUGUAGAGAGAUUUAUAACCAGUCAUCCAGUUAACAGUCCAAUACCUAAAGCUAAAGAUGUCUUGAUCCUUACUGGAUAUAACAACCAAGAGAUGCUGGUACCAUUUGUCAAUAGACCAAUUUCAUCGCUUAGUCUAAACACGUUUAGAAGAAAUUUAGCUAUGAUGUUUGAUUUGAGUGACGACGAAGAAUUGGAGUCCAUUGUCCGACAAUUCUAUGUCGGUGAUGACGAAGUAAGUGAAGAGAUCAGAUGGGAUCUUAUGGAUUUCGAAUCUGAUUAUACCUUCGGCCAUCCGGUACAUAGAAGUUUACAUAAAUAUCUUGAGAACGGUGGCAGAGUAUACCACUACAUCUUCUCAUAUGCCGGUGGCAGAAACUUUGUCAAAUACAGAAAUAACGUCACCAUAGGUGGGGCGUCUCAUGCUGAUGAGAUUAGCUACCUAUUCGACGUGGCUAUAUUCAAGGAAUCACCAUCCGAAGAAGACCAACUGAUCAUAGAUAGAAUAACCACGUUAUGGGCCAAUUUUGUUAAAUACGGGGACCCAACACCGGAGACAACUGACCUUUUGCCUGUAAAAUGGACUCCAAUCACUAAAGAUGCAUUUACCUAUCUGGAUAUAGACAGAGAGCUGACCAUAGGGAGUCGACCAUUCCACAAAAGGACGACAUUCUUGGAUCUAUUUUAUAAAGCCAACAAACAUUUGCUGAUAGCUAACAAGGAAAACUGAAAAACUACCUUUAAAUGGAAAACGACUAAAAUUUUUUGAUUGUUAAUAGCAAGAAUAAACUUUUUUUGAUACCAA